Pelodiscus sinensis (Chinese soft-shelled turtle) is the source of this 893-nucleotide messenger RNA. The record is from RefSeq and is a predicted model, not a curated record. NCBI's taxonomy places the organism in Eukaryota, Metazoa, Chordata, Testudines, Trionychidae.
CCAGGACCGCAUGCAGCCCAAGGCGCUGCAGUCUCUGAAGAAGGCCCUGCAGCCGGCCGUGAGCGGCGUCGCGCUGAGCUGGGACCUGCCCCCCGGGAUGGAGGCGGCGCUGAUGGGCCCGGCCCCCGAGGUGAUCUUCUCCGGGCAGCGGUGCCUGGUCUACGCCCAGCUCCGUGGGCAGCCCCAGCCCCCAGGCGCAGCCGUGGGGGGCGUGACGCUGCAGUACCGCAUCCAGGAGCAGAGCUACAAGGAGACGCUGCCGUUCCCCCUGCAGCCGCAGGCUGGAGACAGCAUCCCACAGCGCCUCUGGGGACGGCCGCAACACAAUGGCAGCAAGAGCUCCGACCCGGGGGCCCUGCCAGAGCCUGCACCCCAGAAAGACCAGGCAACGGAGGAGUCUCCCCUGCUGAGGCUGGUGUCCCUGCAGAACGCCGAUGGCUCCUGGGACUUCGGGCCCCAGCUGGUUGUCGCGCUGGGGGUGAGUGAGACAGACGCCAGAGGGAGGAUGCCCAGUGAGGACGUGGUCCCUGGCGUCUGGGCCACGGUGCUGGCCGUGGUCUGGCUGCACGGCCGGGCCGCGGGGCAGCGCGACGAGUGGGAGCUGCUGGAGGCAAAAGCUGUGGUCUGGGUGCAGGAUCGAGCAGGGCCCUGGCUGAGCGAGUGCCUGGAAGCCGCCAAUGCUUUGCUGGGCUGCAGUGUGGGCCCUGCCGUCUUUGGGCUCUGACCUCCCAGGGAUCCCUGCACCCACAAGCUACCCUGGGCCAUCAAGUGGGGGCCCUGAGGCCAGCAGUGGGCACUGGGUGCAGCCUCAGCCCAGCCUGGAGCUAACUCCCAGCAUGGAUCCCACCGCUGCCACCAAUUAGAAUUCAUGAGUCUCCUGCUACCGGCAGUGG